GUGAUGCUGGCCAAUGCCUUUGCGAGGCGCUGGGGUGAUGAUAUCCAAGUUGUAAGCAUGCACCCCGGCUGGGUGAGGACCAAGAUGGGAGGUUCGAUGGCUCCGGGAUCAAUGGACAAGCCAGCCAAGGCACUGGCUGAAUGGGCAGUUGGACAGGGGAAGUUGGCGAAGCUGGAAAGCGGAACAUUUUUCACAAUAAGCGGGGAAGCAUCGCCUCAUCCUGGGGCUGGAAAUGUGAGUAAACAAGAGGAGCUGCUGAAAAUUUGCGAAAAGGUUUCAGGCGUAUCUGUUCCGGAGGAAUGAAUAAUAUAAAUGUAACAAGUAAAUGAUUUACACGGAGUGUAUUAUUAGACGUUUUUUGAUUGCGAGACGGCAACUAUCUUCUAACUUAUAAGCCUAAGGUAUAUCCAGAUCGAUGUUAAAUAUCACUAUAU
Messenger RNA from Blastomyces dermatitidis ER-3, 434 nucleotides. RefSeq lists its product as uncharacterized. The record is from RefSeq and is a predicted model, not a curated record. The coding region runs from base 4 to 303 and encodes 99 amino acids. NCBI's taxonomy places the organism in Eukaryota, Fungi, Ascomycota, Eurotiomycetes, Onygenales, Ajellomycetaceae. The transcript has a single exon.